UUCCUCCCUCACACAGCAGCCCUGCAGCUGAUCUUCGGUUAUGCAGGUCCCCCCCUCUGACUCAUCACUUGGUACAGCCGUAGACGCUUAUUUCUCUUGCUCCUUUGCGACUGCGGCUUGGACAGUUCCACAGACCUACAGAGCAGAGGGGGAGGCAGCCGGCACUACGCAGCAGUUCUGGAACAGCUGGACGAUUUUCGGGGCUCUCCACUUCACUUGUUGCAGUCGGCCAAAUCUUUCUCUGGCACACCUCAUAGUCUAAAGCAGUUGAGUCGAGAAUUAAGAACAUCCAUGGAGGGAAAAUACAAAGAAAUAGCAGAGGAACUGUUCAGUCGUUCCCUUGCUGACAGUGAAAUGCGUUCUGCUCCAUAUGAAUUUCCAGAGGAAAGCCCCAUUGAGAAGCUUGAGGAAAGGAGACAACGACUAGAACGUCAGAUAAGUCAAGAUAUCAAACUCGAGCCUGACAUUUUACUUAGAGCAAAACAGGAUUUUCUGAAAAUCGACAGCAGCUCAGACUUACAGCUAUACAAAGAAGAACAUGAAGAUUUUGUGGAUAAUUUAUCUAAAGAAAUUUUUUAUGAAAGAGAAUAUCUAAGAGUGUCCAUCUCAGGUGAUGAAAAGUGUGGGGUACCUUUCACAGAUCUUCUGGAUGCAGCCAAGAGUGUGGUGCGGGCUUUAUUCAUUCGGCAAAAGUAUAUGAAUAUUUCCAUGCAAAGCUUUUGUCGAACUACUGCUCAACACCUAAAGAAGCUCAGUGAUGAGACGUUAGACAGCCCACUUCAGGAAGAAAGUGCAGAUACUCCUGUCGCUGCAGAUGCUCCUGUUCAUCCUCCCUUCUCUGACCAGCAUCCAUAUGAAGUGUGUAACCCCAGUGAUAUGCCUCCAGACUUGGGGUUUGGGCUAAAAAUGGUAGAUGGUGUCAUCCAUGUAUAUACAAAGCGUGAUGUCAUGGACAUGAAUACAGAGCUGGAUCUCCCGUACCUGGAUCUUUCAGAGUUUGUGGCAGACAUGAAUGUGCUGAUGGCUCUUAUUAUCAAUGGCCCCAUUAAGUCUUUCUGCUACCGACGCCUGCAGUACCUCAGCUCCCGUUUCCAGAUGCAUGUUUUAUUGAAUGAGAUGAAAGAGUUAGCAGCUCAGAAAAAGGUGCCACACAGAGACUUUUACAACAUACGUAAGGUGGACACUCAUAUUCAUGCAGCAUCCUGCAUGAAUCAGAAGCAUUUGCUCCGAUUUAUCAAACGGGCAAUGAAAAAGAACUUGGAAGAAAUUGUUCAUGAAGAGGGCGGAAAAGAGCAGACGCUGCGUCAAGUCUUCCAGAACAUGAAUCUAACUGCAUAUGAUCUCAGUGUGGACACUCUGGAUGUUCAUGCGGACAGGAAUACUUUCCAUCGCUUUGAUAAAUUCAAUGCCAAAUACAAUCCAAUAGGUGAAUCUGUUCUAAGGGAGAUCUUCAUCAAAACAGAUAACAAGGUGUCAGGAAAAUACUUUGCCCACAUAAUCAAGGAGGUGAUGUCAGAUUUGGAAGAGAGUAAAUAUCAGAAUGCAGAGCUACGUCUUUCAAUAUAUGGUCGUUCUCGGAAGGAAUGGGACAGCCUGGCACAUUGGGCUGUCAGUCAUAAAGUGCAUUCCAACAAUGUCCGAUGGCUGAUCCAGAUCCCACGACUCUUUGAUGUGUUUCGCAGUAAGAAACAGGUUAAUAAUUUUCAAGAAAUACUUGAAAACAUUUUCUUGCCUCUGUUUGAAGUCACUGUGAAUCCAGCCAGUCACCCAGAGCUGCACCUGUUCCUGGAGCAUGUGGAUGGGUUUGACAGUGUAGAUGAUGAAUCCAAGUCAGAACACCAGAUUUUUAACAUGGAGAGCCCCCUGCCAGAGAAUUGGAAGGAGGAUGAAAACCCUCCAUAUUCCUACUAUUUAUACUAUAUGUUUGCCAAUAUGACUGUACUCAAUCACCUACGAAGGCAGCGUGGAUUUCAUACUUUUGUUUUGCGUCCACACUGUGGAGAAGCUGGACCGAUUCACCAUCUUGUUUCUGGAUUUAUGCUGUCGCAGAAUAUUUCCCAUGGGCUCCUGCUCCGCAAGGCCCCAGUGUUGCAGUAUCUAUACUACCUGGCACAAAUUGGCAUUGCUAUGUCUCCUCUGAGUAAUAACAGUCUUUUUCUGAGCUAUCACCGAAAUCCACUCCCUGACUUUCUGUCACGUGGCCUUAUGGUAUCACUGUCCACAGAUGACCCUCUGCAAUUCCAUUUCACAAAGGAACCUCUAAUGGAAGAAUACAGCAUUGCAACUCAAGUGUGGAAACUCAGCUCCUGUGACAUGUGUGAGCUUGCCAGAAACAGCGUUUUGAUGAGUGGGUUUCCUCAUAAGGUAAAAAGUUAUUGGCUGGGGCCUAAUUAUCUGCGAGAAGGUCCAGAAGGAAAUGAUAUUCGCAGAACUAAUGUGCCUGAUAUACGGGUUUUGUAUCGAUACGAGACACUGUGUGAAGAGCUGAUGCUGAUCACACAGGCUUUGCAAAGUGAAGAGCUGGAGACCAUCCCUGAAGAAAUGCUGUACAUGGGAGGUGGACUGAACAGGGUUUCCAAAGGAAAAGACACUGGAAACAUGGGAGAGGAGAAAAAGAAACUCCAGUAACACCAUGGAGACUUGAGGCAGGGUAGGGAAUUAGCCAUGUAGAUGACAAAGUGCAUGGGAUUUACCAUAUAAAAAAAACAAUAAAGAAUUUUUAAGUUUGGGUGCAGCUUUUAAGAAUGUAAAAAAAUCUGUAGAAAGAAUGGACAUUGAUGUCUCUGAAAUGCAGACUAUUUACAUAAAGUGAGCUUCAGGAGGAAAAAUAAGCCUUAAAAAAUCACAAAAAAAAAAAGUUGGAUCACUUCUAGACGGAAAGAUAUUAAGAUGCUUAAAAUGUUGACAAGGAAAGCAUAUUAUGAGUUAUGCUCGAUGCUAUGGAAGAAUUCUUUUGCAGUAAAUAUGAUUCAAAGUGAAAGAUUAGAUUUGUAUAUAUAUAUAUAUACACAUAUACAUAUAUAUAUACACAAACAAGGUGGAACCGCUCCUCCGUCUGCUGCACGUCCUUGUGCCACGGACACCGUUACCACUCUCGGUUCAGUAGAGACCACAUAAGAAGACGUCCGGCACUUAGGGAAUAGCAGGUAAAAACUUAUGUAUGGCUUUAUUCAGAACGCAAUUGGCAGGACAAGAUCUGACGCGUUUCGCACACUCAGGUGCUUAGUCGUAGUCUACAACUAAGCUCCUGAGUGUGCGAGACGCGUCAGAAUAAAGCCAUACAUAAGUUUUUACCUGCUAUUCCCUGAGUGCCAGACGUCUUCUUUUGUGAUAUAUAUAUAUAUAUAUAUAUAUACACAGUGAAAUCCAUGACCUUAUUAAAGGGGGUAUGAUAACAUAGGUUUCUAUAUGAUUAAACACACAGUGUUAGAGUGCUCUAUACUAUGAAGCAAGUAGAUUCAAGGCAAGAUCUCAUCAUGGACAGCUGCUGUAAAAAAUAUGUCAAGAGGAAGACAACUAAGGCAUUUAAAAAAAUGUAUACUACAUACUUGUAGGUCACAAAUAAUUGCUGUAAACACUUUAUAUACUUGUGUGUCCACAAUUUUCAAUGUCUGUAUGGCCACUUUAUACUAAAGGUAUAUUUUUCUUACAGGUGAGAGUGCAUGCUGAGAGUUGCAACUAAGAGAAUUGUGUGUAUGUUGGCAGGCAUUUAAAGGUUUUCUGUGCUAGAUUCCAUUACUGUUUUCAUUUUUUUUUCUCAUAUUUUGGCUGCCUGCUACUGAAACAGUAAAACUGAUUUCAGACAAGUGUAAUACAAAUAAUCUUUAUAGCUGAAAGAAGGGGUUGGGAAUGCUGUCAACACAGAACGCUCUGGGAAAUUACAAGUAGAUUACACCCGGCGGGCACUUGCUGUUAGUUCUGGACAUUAAAUCCACAGCCAAACCAGGAUUUGCAGCAAAAAAAAAAGUGUCUGGAUUACGCUUGUCUGCAACUGGUCCAAGACAAGUUCUAGAAUGGAAACAUGCAUUGGUAAUGAAAAUUAUUAAUAAGAAAUAGACUGUGUCUCAUGUUAAUCUGUUUCAUGUGUCAGCUUGUAGCUAGGAUUCCAUUAAGUCAGAAAAACACACCAGCAUUUUUUUAGCUAGGCUAGCCUGUCAACAUAUCCGCUACUAUCAGGGUUUUCUGUAUUUUACUGUUAAAUUUGACAUUUUGGGACCAAUACUAAAAUGCUGUUUGAUGAUUACGAUUAGAGAAAUAAAUGAAAAAAUUUGACACAAAUGAUCAUAAAGUGUGACCUUGUAUACAUUUGUGGUUGUGUUUCUGUGUUAUAUUACUGUACUUCCUGCAUGCUCAGGAGCUAUUGUUUGCCCAUUGUUAAACAUUUCACUUCCAAAUGCUAAUACCAUAUUGGAAUAUGCAUGGAAAUAAAUAAUAUUUCAAUCA
Messenger RNA from Hyla sarda, 4443 nucleotides. RefSeq names its product adenosine monophosphate deaminase 2 (gene AMPD2). The record is from RefSeq and is a predicted model, not a curated record. Lineage: Eukaryota; Metazoa; Chordata; Amphibia; Anura; Hylidae. The transcript is spliced from 18 exons. Gene Ontology annotation, biological process: AMP metabolic process; IMP salvage. The coding region runs from base 292 to 2628 and encodes 778 amino acids. Gene Ontology annotation, molecular function: AMP deaminase activity. Gene Ontology annotation, cellular component: cytosol.